Molecule: messenger RNA, 1644 nt
Organism: Danaus chrysippus (African queen)
Lineage: Eukaryota; Metazoa; Arthropoda; Insecta; Lepidoptera; Nymphalidae
Source: the annotation of a GenBank genome assembly
AUGGAAACAUCAGGUGUAGAAGUAAACAAGAAAAACAUAAAAGAAGGACAAGCUGAAAUACUUCUUGCGUCAGAAAAAGUUUUUUAUAAUCCAGUUCAAGAAUUUAAUAGGGACUUAAGUAUAGCAGUGCUCAGUAUAUUUACCGAAGAUUACAAAAGUGAACAGAUAGCUAGAAACCUUAAGAAAGAUAAAAAAGUAUGUGAAAAUGUUUUCCAAGAUGCUUCUGGAAAUAAUUCUGAGGUGCCUAUAAUCAUCUUAGAAGCAUUGUCAGCCACUGGUCUCCGAAGCAUCAGGUAUGCCAAGGAAGUACCGAAUAUUACCAAAAUUGUGGCCAAUGACAUUUCCAAGCAAGCCGUAGAAACUAUACAGGCUAAUAUUGUGCAUAAUAAUGUAGAAAAGCUCGUAGAAACCAGUCAUGAUGAUGCAUGCAUGAUAAUGUAUAAACACAAGCUCCCACUAAAGAGGUUUGCAGCCAUUGAUCUUGAUCCAUAUGGAUGUCCAUCAAUAUUUCUUGACUCGGCUGUACAGAGUAUACAAGAUGGAGGACUUUUAUUAGUGACGGCAACUGAUAUGGCGGUUUUGGCGGGAAACUCUCCGGAAACCUGUUAUAGCAAAUACGGGGCAAUCAGUCUUAAAACCAAAUGUUGCCAUGAAAUGGCAUUAAGAAUAUUGCUGCAAUGUAUUGAAUCACAUGCUAACAGAUACAGUCGAUACAUAGUGCCACUACUCAGUAUAUCAGCGGACUUCUACAUUCGAGUCUUUGUGAAAAUAUAUUCCGGGGCUAUACAUUGUAAGAAAACUACAAGUAAGUUGUCUAUGGCAUACCACUGUGUUGGAUGUGACAAUAUCACUCUACAAUCUAUGGGUGGUUUUAAACCAAAUCCAAGUGAAAAAAAUCCACAACAAACUAAAUCUUACCUACCCUCGGGGCCGCCUGUUAAUGAAUUCUGUCAACAUUGUAACCAAAAGCAUCAUUUAGGUGGUCCAAUAUGGUCGGCACCUAUACAUGAUGAGGUAUUUGUGAGCCGAAUACUCACACAUGUACAAAAUAAUCCGCAACUGUUUAACACUAGCAAGAGAAUACAUGGUGUUUUAUCAAUGGUUAGAGAAGAGCUUGAAACACCCUUGUAUUAUACGUUGGACAAGUUGUUUGGUCGAGUACAUUUGGAGACGAUGCCCAUGUUGAUUAUGAGAUCAGCAAUACUUAACGCUGGCUACAAAGUAUCAUAUUCACACGCCUCAAAACUAUCAGUGAAGACGUCUGCUCCCUCGCAUCUAAUAUGGGACAUUGUAAGAACAUGGGCCAAAACACAUCCACCUAAAGCUGCAAAGUUAGAAGCGGAUCCAGUGGCUAGAUUCCUAUUGCAGCAAGAUAUACAGAACCACAUUGAUCUCAGCGAACGGCCAGAUGCAAACCCCAUCAGUAGGAGGGAUGGUCAAUUGAGGUUCCAAUUGAACCCUGCCCCUCACUGGGGUCCUGGAUCAAGGGCUGUUGUUAAUGUCGGUGACGAGAAAAUAUCAAAGGCCAUACGGAAUCAGAAUAAGAAUAUCAAAAGAAAACAAGCUGAGAAACGUGAACAUUCUCCCACUGACGAAGAGACAAGGAAAAAAAUUAAUAAUGACAAUGAAACUACAGUUGUGUAA